Molecule: messenger RNA, 439 nt
Organism: Polypterus senegalus (gray bichir)
Lineage: Eukaryota; Metazoa; Chordata; Cladistia; Polypteriformes; Polypteridae
Product: histone H2A-like
Exons: 1
Coding region: 21-407 (128 amino acids)
Cellular component (GO): nucleosome
Molecular function (GO): protein heterodimerization activity; structural constituent of chromatin; DNA binding
Source: RefSeq, a predicted model, not a curated record
GGGGUUGUGUUUGUUCCAGAAUGUCUGGCAGAGGAAAGACCGGUGGUAAGGCCCGCGCCAAGGCUAAGACUCGUUCUUCACGGGCUGGUUUGCAGUUCCCCGUCGGUCGUGUUCACAGGCUUCUAAGGAAAGGCAACUAUGCCGAACGUGUGGGCGCUGGUGCACCCGUGUACUUGGCUGCUGUGCUCGAGUAUCUGACCGCUGAAAUUCUCGAGUUGGCAGGCAAUGCUGCUCGCGACAACAAGAAGACCAGAAUCAUUCCUCGUCAUCUGCAGCUGGCAGUACGUAAUGACGAAGAGCUCAAUAAGUUGCUGGGUGGUGUGACUAUCGCUCAGGGUGGCGUGUUGCCGAACAUUCAGGCCGUACUUCUGCCCAAAAAGACCGAGAAACCCGCUAAGAGCAAAUAAAUUGCUGAGGUGACCCUUUUCUAAACAUCAAC